Molecule: messenger RNA, 1939 nt
Organism: Brassica napus (rape)
Lineage: Eukaryota; Viridiplantae; Streptophyta; Magnoliopsida; Brassicales; Brassicaceae
Product: putative branched-chain-amino-acid aminotransferase 7
Exons: 9
Coding region: 524-1762 (412 amino acids)
Biological process (GO): branched-chain amino acid metabolic process
Molecular function (GO): branched-chain-amino-acid:2-oxoglutarate transaminase activity
Source: RefSeq, a predicted model, not a curated record
UCUGAAUCUAUAUAUGUAAAAAUUCUUAUAAAAUAAAUUAUUAUGCACAAUAUAGUAAUUUAAACUAUGAGUUUUAGUAUUUGUAUAUUAUUUUAUAUCUGAUAUGUAAAAUAAGAAACAUAUAAAACAUGAUUUGAUUUUUUUUGUUUUUGGGUUUUUGGGUUUUUGAAAUGGAAAAACAAGUUUCAGUCCGGAAGCAUAAGCUUCCAAAGUCUUGAUAAGAUGGUUUUCUUGAAGCAUUUUGGAAUCCAGAUCACGAAAGUUUCCAUAAGUUUCUCAUUUCGCUUUCGAAGUGAAGCUUUUGUGCUAUGAAGUUUUUUAUUUUUAUUUUUAAUUGAUUACAAGCGUGUAUUAUCAAUUCAGGCUUUUGUACACAAUAAUUACAGGCGUGUGUUUUCGUAAACUCCGCGGAAAGCACAUGCAUCUUCCUUCACCUAUUGCUUCUAAUCUAGCCCUUGACCGUAAGCUUUUUGUUUGUCAACUAUAAAGCUUUUAGUCUUUAAAAAUAUUUUUAAAAUGACGGAUGGAAUUUGUGUACCAAACAAGCGAAUGGGAUUCCAAGAGUUUGUUUGUUAUUGUCCCUAUAAAAAGCCAAGUGUUAAUUAAGUCAUUCUCAAAGCACAUCAACCCUCCAAAGCUCGGAACCCCUUCUUGCUCUCGUUGUCAUCAUCUAUCCAAAAUGGCUCCUUCUGUGCCCCAUUCUUCAUCAGUACCUCUUCUCACAAGUGAAGCAAAUGAAAAAUAUGCGAACGUGAACUGGGAAGAGCUUGGAUUCUCUCUGAUUCCAACAGAUUAUAUGUAUAUGUCGAAAUGCAAACAAGGAGAGAGCUUUUCAGAAGGAGAGAUUGUUCCUUAUGGGGACAUUCCAAUUAGCCCUUGUGCUGGGAUUCUCAACUAUGGCCAGGGACUAUUUGAAGGGCUCAAGGCUUACAGGACUGAAGACGGACGGAUCACACUCUUCCGGCCUGACCAAAACGCUUUUCGUAUGCAAACUGGUGCAGACAGGCUUUGUAUGACAUCUCCUUCUUCCGACCAGUUCGUCCAAGCAGUUAAGAAAACUGUGCUUGCCAACAAGAAAUGGGUUCCUCCUCCUGGUAAAGGAUCUUUGUAUAUUAGGCCUCUACUCAUAGGUACUGGUGCUGUCCUUGGAAUAGCUUCAGCACCUGAAUAUACAUUCCUCAUUUACGUAUCUCCUGUUGGAAAUUACCAUACGGCAAGCUCAGGCUUGAACCUUAUAGUCGAUCAUACGUAUCGCCGUGCCCAUACUGGUGGAACUGGCGGUGUGAAGAGCUGCACAAAUUAUUCUCCAGUUGUGAAACCUUUGUUCGAAGCAAAAUCAUCAGGUUUCUCUGAUAUCUUGUUCCUGGACGCAGCAACUGGCAGAAACAUUGAAGAGGUUUCUACAUGUAAUAUCUUUAUUACUAAGGGAAAUAUUGUCUCUACUCCACCAACUUCAGGAACCAUUUUACCAGGAAUCACAAGGAAAAGCAUAAGCGAACUAGCCAGUGAUAUCGGCUACCAGGUUCAAGAACGUGAUGUUUCAGUGGAGGAGCUAUUAGAGGCAGAAGAAGUUUUCUGCACAGGGACUGCAAUGGUCGUCAAAGCUGUUGAAACCGUGACCUUUCAUGAUAAGAAGAUAAAAUACAGGACAGGAGAAGAAGCAUUAUCUACCAAGCUUCACUUGAUGUUAACCAAUAUUCAGAUGGGCAUUGUUGAAGAUAAGAAGAGUUGGAUGGUGGAGAUCAAUGGUUGUGAUGAAUAGAUUAUCUUGCUAAAAAAAGGUGAAGACAAAGAAAAUCAAAAUUAAAGAAUAAAGAAUAAAGAAAUCAAUCAAAAACAAUGAAAAAAAUUUAAAAGGAAUAAAAUUGUAACAUUGUUGUUCGAAAAAAUAUUAGUCUCUAUAUAUAGAGUUCUUGUUUUAAGAGUUUUAAACAUUCAA